Molecule: messenger RNA, 2360 nt
Organism: Gopherus flavomarginatus (Mexican gopher tortoise)
Lineage: Eukaryota; Metazoa; Chordata; Testudines; Testudinidae
Gene: EOMES
Product: eomesodermin
Exons: 6
Coding region: 36-1994 (652 amino acids)
Biological process (GO): positive regulation of DNA-templated transcription; endodermal cell fate specification; mesoderm formation
Cellular component (GO): nucleus
Molecular function (GO): RNA polymerase II cis-regulatory region sequence-specific DNA binding; DNA-binding transcription factor activity, RNA polymerase II-specific
Source: RefSeq, a predicted model, not a curated record
CAGCCCCAGGCUCCCCCCGGCUGGCGCCCGCGAGGAUGCAGUUAGGGGAGCAGCUCCUGGGCAGCGCCGCUAGCCUGGCCGGGCCCCCCUUCUACCCGCCCGAGAGCAGCAGCGCCCGCGGCGGCCAGCGCGGCCAGCCCAGCUCGGGCUCCCCGCAGCGCCUGGACUUGGACAAGGGGCCGAAGAAGUGCGGCGGCGCCGGGCCGGGCAUGCUGAGCGAGGCGGAGGCUGGCGAGCCCUUCCCCGGCGCCGGCUCCAAGCAGGGCGCCCCGGACGGCCGCAAAGCGGCCCCUUGCGGGGAGGCCGAGCUGCCCCCGGCCGCCGCCCGCUACCCGCUGGACAGCCUGAGCCCGGAGCGCUACUACCUGCAGUCCCCGGGGCCGCAGGGCGCCGAGCUGGGCGCGCCCUGCUCGCUCUUCCCCUACCCGGCGGCGCAGCACGGCUCUGUCUACCAAGCGCCCGGCGGGGCGCGCUACCCCUACGGCUCCAUGCUGGCCCCGGGGGGCUUCUCGGCCGCCGUGUGCUCCCCGGGCGGCCGCGCGCAGUUCGGGGGCGGCGGCGGCGGCUACCAGUACGGCCAGGGGGCGGCGGGGCCCCUGUACAGCCCCUACCCGGCGGCGGGCUCCUGCGGCGGGCUGGGAGCCUUAGCCGUGCCCGGCUCGGGGCCAGGGCUGCGGGCGCAGGUUUUCCUCUGCAACCGGCCGCUCUGGCUCAAGUUCCACCGGCACCAGACGGAGAUGAUCAUCACCAAGCAGGGCAGGCGGAUGUUUCCCUUCCUGAGCUUCAACAUCACCGGCCUCAACCCCACGGCCCAUUACAACGUGUUCGUGGAGGUGGUGCUGGCCGAUCCCAACCACUGGCGCUUCCAAGGGGGCAAGUGGGUGACGUGCGGAAAAGCGGACAACAACAUGCAAGGCAACAAGGUAUAUGUUCACCCUGAGUCCCCAAACACUGGGUCUCACUGGAUGAGGCAGGAGAUCUCUUUUGGAAAACUAAAACUGACCAAUAACAAAGGUGCUAACAAUAAUAAUACUCAGAUGAUAGUACUUCAGUCUCUACACAAGUACCAACCUCGACUUCAUAUUGUGGAAGUGACUGAAGAUGGGGUUGAAGAUCUGAAUGACUCUUCAAAGACUCAGACGUUUAUUUUCCCAGAAACCCAGUUCAUAGCAGUUACUGCAUAUCAAAACACUGAUAUCACUCAGCUUAAAAUUGACCAUAAUCCUUUUGCAAAGGGCUUCAGGGACAACUAUGAUUCCAUGUACACAGCUUCAGAAAAUGACAGAUUAACUCCAUCUCCCACGGAUUCUCCUAGAUCCCACCAGAUUGUCCCAGGAGCCCGGUACAGUGUGCAACCAUUCUUCCAGGAACAGUUUGUCAACAACUUGCCGCCAGCCAGAUUCUACAAUGGUGAGAGAACUGUACCUCAGACAAACGGCCUGCUCUCUCCUCAGCAAAAUGAAGAGGUGGCCAAUCCUCCCCAGAGAUGGUUUGUUACUCCUGUGCAGCAACCUGGUACCAACAAACUGGACAUGAACUCCUAUGAAACAGAAUAUUCUCCUAGCACCUUGCUCCCCUAUGGCAUUAAAUCCCUUCCGUUGCAGACAUCCCAUGCUUUGGGAUAUUAUCCUGAUCCAACAUUCUCUUCCAUGGCAGGGUGGGGAAGCAGAGGUUCUUACCAGAGAAAAAUGGCAACUGGGUUACCUUGGACCUCCCGAACAAGUCCCCCGGCUUUCUCUGAAGACCAUCUUCCCAAGGAGAAGGUGAAAGAAGAAAUCAGCUCAUCCUGGAUAGAGACCCCACCUUCCAUAAAAUCUCUAGAUUCAAAUGAUUCUGGCAUCUACACUAGUGCUUGUAAGAGAAGACGACUCUCUCCUAGUACUUCCAGCAAUGAAAAUUCUCCAACAAUGAAAUGUGAAGACAUGAAUGCUGUGGACUAUAGCAAAGACACUUCAAAAGGCAUGGGCUACUAUGCUUUCUAUACUACUACUUAGAGCAUUAUUUCAUCCUGAUUGGCUAAAUUUUCAGAAUAGCUUUGGGGGUUUUUUUUCUGCAUAAAAGUUGCCAAAGGCUCUUGCCUUCCACCUUGAAUUGUUUUGUGCAAUUCUAUAUAGAAGGUGCCAAAGCAUUUUGACUGCUGGAGGUAACUGGGGAAGGAACUGUAUUAUAAUUUGAUCUUAAUUUUUAGAAGGAACAGUAAGGGGGUUGUUGGCAAGAUCCUGGCUUUUACAACUGGCUUGUUUAUUGGAGACACUAAAGUGUACAGUUUGUCUGGCUCAGUGGCCUAGGGUAAGUACUAUGCAGUACCAAACAGGAGGUAUGGGUUUGUAGCCUAAACUCUUUGCGCCUGGGUCUCUGAG